This is a messenger RNA of Phragmites australis (common reed), 1102 nucleotides long. RefSeq names its product transcription factor bHLH14-like. Gene Ontology annotation, molecular function: DNA-binding transcription factor activity; transcription cis-regulatory region binding; protein dimerization activity. The record is from RefSeq and is a predicted model, not a curated record. Lineage: Eukaryota; Viridiplantae; Streptophyta; Magnoliopsida; Poales; Poaceae. Gene Ontology annotation, cellular component: nucleus. The coding region runs from base 169 to 981 and encodes 270 amino acids. The transcript has a single exon. Gene Ontology annotation, biological process: regulation of DNA-templated transcription.
UUUUAUGAGAAUCGCACGUAUAAGAUCCUGAUAAGAUCUUAUCUGUACCAUACACAUACGACUGCACGACAUGAGAACACGUGUCAACGAGCUGUAUGGGUUUCACCGAAAGACCCGGUCUCAUAAAAUUUUGGGAACUGACACUAACGCAUAGUGCCGCUGCGUGCCAUGGAUGAGCACGUCCGUCUCACCUCCUCCUGUAGCCCUCCCUCCCCGGGCUCCUCCGCCGCCGGCCACCACGUACCAGUGCUCGACUUCCUCUCCAGCGAGGUCCUGGAGCAAUGGCUGCUGGAUGACGACGACGUGCAGUACCAGCCCCUGGAACUUGGCGCCGCGUGCGGCGACGGAAGCUCGCGCUCGGCGGGCUCCGACGACCUGUCCGGGAACCUGCCGCCUGCAGCUGCGCCGAAGAGGCGGGGGCGGAAGCCCUUGCCCCGCACCGACGGCUCCGCCGUCAGCCACGUGGAGGCCGAGCAGCUGCGGCGGGACAGGUUCCACCGCCGGUUCUGCGACCUCCGGGCCGCCGUGCCCACCGUGUCCCGGAUGGACAAGGCGUCCCUCCUCGCCGACGCCACCGCCUACAUCGCCGAGCUGCGCGGCCGUGUGGAGCAGCUCGAGGCCGAGGUCACGCAGGCUGCGGCACGGAAGGCACACCCCGCAGACGUCGACGCCGCGGCGUCCUCCCACGACUCGUUCGGCCUCCAGGAGAAGCUGGAGGUGCGCAUGUUCGGGCAGGAGGCGGCCGCGCUGCGCCUGACGACCGAGGCGCGGCACGCCCCCGCGCGCUUCAUGGACGCGCUCCGCUCGCUGGACCUACCGGUGCAGCACACCUGCGUGUGCCGCCACGGCGGCGUGACCGUGCAGGACGCCGUCGUGGACGUGCCAGCCGUGCUGCGGGACGAGGGCUGCCUCCGAGGAGCGUUGCUUCACAGGCUUCAGGAGAGCGGCUCGCUCGUGGCCGGCAGGCUUGUGCGGUUGUGAAAUAAAUUAUGAACUAUAUGUGCCCUUGGUUUCUUGUUUUGUUGGCAAUCUUCUUUUCUUCUUUUGAGGACUUGCUAGUUGCUACUUGCUAGUUGGUAUUGUAUAUUUGCAUAAGCUAUUC